This is a messenger RNA of Rodentolepis nana, 1164 nucleotides long. Lineage: Eukaryota; Metazoa; Platyhelminthes; Cestoda; Cyclophyllidea; Hymenolepididae. The record is from the annotation of a GenBank genome assembly.
AUGCACAUAAAUGAAAUGCCGAACGACUGUCUUCGGAAGGUAUUCGGCUUUCUUUCCUUUCAUGAAGUCGCUCAAAUUCGACCAGUGUGCCGGAAGUUCAAUUUUGUGGCUGCAGAUCUCCUUAAAUGCGAGUUCUGUCGUUUGGAACAGUUGGUGAGGGAUUAUCGACGAGAAUUAAAACUCCUUCUUCCCAGAAGGGAAUCUGAAAGGCGUCGACAUAAUAUGGCUGGGCACGCAGAUGUACUUUCAGCAGUGGAGACUCGGAUAUCACUUCUUGGAAUGACGAUAAUGCGUUAUGUUGAUGAGGGUUAUUGCUCCUUCUUUCCCGGAAAGGUACUAGACGAAUUGCGACGCGUUUAUGUGGCAAUCAAAUCUUCAACUGAACCCAUCUCCCGUUCCACUGAGUUACUUCGGGAGUUGCGAGACAUCUCUUCCAUGGCAAUGGAACACUUCGAUGAGGUGCUUCUGCCGCAGAUCUACGAAAGCAAGUUGCACCGUCAGCAGCACAAUUUGAAUGAGUUGGUUUAUCAGAGGCGCAUUCGACACCUGCAAUCUACCUCUCUUCUGAAGAAUCUCAGCCAAUCCUUUCCCAAUCUACUCGAUUUUGGCACUGGUCCACCCUCGUCCUCCUCAGGUGGUGGUCCUAUCGUGCCUGGGGCAUCCCAACCCUCGGUCUCCCAUGGAAUUAUCGAUCCCAGUGCCAUUAGUUCCCCUUCCUCCAACUCCGAAAAUCACCAAUCUCAACAUGAAACUCUACCCUCUGACGACUCCCCAAUCGCAACUCUUAUUAAGCAGAUAGGCACCAUGCAACAGGCAAUUGUCGCUCUUGCAACUUCACUACGCGAUAUGAAUGAUAAAAUGACGCGCUUCAACAAUGUGAUUAUUUCCCUGGGCUAUAGAAUUCAUCGUUUAGAAUCGAGAAGUGAAAUUGCCAUUCCUGAAAGGAGGAAAGUCGCUUCUCUUAAACGAAUUUCAGAGGACGAGGAUGUGUUGAAUAAUAAUAAUGAAGGAGAGUCUUAUGGUCCUAGUGAGCCAAAAAGGCGACCAGGGAUUGGUCAUGCAGACAAUGGUAGUGACCAGGAGGCAUUAAAUCUAUCGUCUACUUCUGAUUAUUUUUCAUCGUUGCCACCCAUUUCACAUACCCCUGAUCCAUCUACUUCUUAA